Molecule: messenger RNA, 456 nt
Organism: Bactrocera tryoni
Lineage: Eukaryota; Metazoa; Arthropoda; Insecta; Diptera; Tephritidae
Exons: 3
Coding region: 1-456 (151 amino acids)
Source: RefSeq, a predicted model, not a curated record
AUGCUGCAAGUUGUGAAGGCAAAUCAGCUGGCUGUGUUGUUGCUGCUACCGCUAUUUUUAGCCAGCGACGCAAUCGAGCUGCUGGAGCAAGACAACAAUGAACUAUUGGAACUAAAGGCAACAAAUGCAACGACGACAACAAAUCAAACCCAAGCCAAAGCCGCAAGCGAUGCGCUGCCACGGCAAUAUCCACCACAGUUUGGCGGCCCCUCGGGCGCUGGCGGCGGCGUUGGUGCCGGUGGCGGUUUCAACAAUUUCGCUGGCUGUCCACUCUGCGAUGCUUCUGUUUACAGCUAUUGUUCGCAAAAAAUGCUGCACGACGACUGUUGCUGUGAUUUUCCAGUGGUCCAGCUCCGCCCUCCACAAUGUUUCUAUACUGACUGCUCACUGUUGUAUGCCAAAUCCUGUUAUGAACACUCGCUAAUCAAGAACUGUUGCUGUAAUAAUCCAUACUGA